Messenger RNA from Humulus lupulus (European hop), 795 nucleotides. RefSeq lists its product as uncharacterized. The coding region runs from base 1 to 795 and encodes 264 amino acids. Lineage: Eukaryota; Viridiplantae; Streptophyta; Magnoliopsida; Rosales; Cannabaceae. The record is from RefSeq and is a predicted model, not a curated record. The transcript is spliced from 2 exons.
AUGGAUUCUAAGACCUUGAGGACAACAUUGAGUGUGUUGCAUGAGGAGUUAGCCAAUCUGAGGGCUAAUCAAGAGAAUGUGGCUGAGACAAUGGCGUUGCAACAGAGAGAAAUUGACUGUCAACGUCAAGAAUUGAAUGAGCGACAGGCUGACAUGGACCGCCAACAGAGGGACACCACUGCUGCCCUGGAAGCAUCCAUUCAGUUGGCUCGGGGACAACCUGCGCCGACUUCUCAACCGGAUCAGCCACCAAGGGUACCACCACAACAAGACCCAAACUCAAGCCAUCCAUCUCAACCGGCAAGCCCUCCAAGGCCAAAGCAACCUCCUGCUGCUCAACAGGAUAUUCCAUUCCAAGAUCCUGAGCAACAUCCACCUUCUCGUGCUGGUCGUGAUAAUCCCCAUCAUCAAAGGCAGAAUAGGGUCGGGCAGCCUCCCCGAAGCCCUAAAUGCCAAACUGCUGAGGAGCCGAAUCCUCCAAGCAGGGGACAUUCAGCUGGAGCUAAAAUAGUUGGCGAUGAAGGCAAAAUGAUGGCCCUUACUGCUAGAGUGCGGCGCCACUCUCCCCUCUGGAGCAGUUUGAGGAAGAAUGGGGUGAAAAGUACCCAAGAAUUACUGGAUCGAGCAGACCGGUACAUCAAGCUUGAAGAGGCGAUUGCUAAUGACGGGAAGUCGCCUGCAAAAGACAAGGGACAAAAGGAAGAUCCUGUUAAAUCAUCCAAUGGGUCAGAUAAACCCAAUGGCAACAGCAAAAGCAACUGGAAAAAUGGCGAACAACGAGCCGUCAACGUCUAA